Messenger RNA from Drosophila ananassae, 1153 nucleotides. RefSeq names its product heparan sulfate 2-O-sulfotransferase pipe-like. The annotation marks the transcript as partial. Gene Ontology annotation, molecular function: sulfotransferase activity. The record is from RefSeq and is a predicted model, not a curated record. Gene Ontology annotation, cellular component: membrane. The transcript is spliced from 3 exons. Lineage: Eukaryota; Metazoa; Arthropoda; Insecta; Diptera; Drosophilidae.
CUCGCCUCGUUGAGCAGUCGUGCGUUGAAUAAUACCCGCCAUUCCAAACUGGAGGUGGUUUUCUUCAAUCGUGGCGCCAAGGUGGGAAGCGAGGCCUUGAUGCAACUGACCCAAACCAUGGCUCCUUUCAACAACAUGACGGUGGUGACCAAAGGACCCCUCGAGAUAAAUUCCCGCACCAGAGCUCCUCGGGAGCAAAUGAUCCAGGCGAUUUGGGUAAACGAUCUGGAUCCUGGCACCCUUUACAUUGAGCACUGUAACUGGCUGAAUUUCCGGAGAUACCAACUGAAAAUGCCGAUUUAUAUCAACCUAGUUCGGGAUCCUGUGGAACGGAUGGUCAGUUGGUACUACUAUGUCCGGAGUAGCUACCGAAAUGCCAUAUUUUUCCGCAAAAACCCCAAUGCCACAAUCAAAGCGGAGAGUUGGUACAAGAAGAACUAUAAUGACUGUGUUCGCAGCGGCGAUCCAGAGUGUCAGUAUUUGCCGGGAAGUGUUAAAGAAACUGAGGGUAAUUAUAAAAGGCAAAGUCUAUUUUUCUGUGGCCACAAUAGGGAAUGCUUACCCUUUGAUUCCCAUCGUGCCAUCCAGUUGGCCAAAAUAAAUGUGGAACGCGAUUAUGCAGUCGUAGGAACUUGGGAGGAAACCAACAUAACCCUGGCUGUUCUUGAGGCCUAUAUUCCUCGAUUUUUCAAGGGAGCCAGGCAAAUCUUUGAAAUGCACAGCCAAAGUAUUCGAAAUAGGAAUCGCAAUAAUCGCAAGCCCCACAUAGAUCGCGAUGUUAGGGAAAUGGUGAGACGGAACUUUACCAACGAAUAUGAAUUCUACUAUUUCUGCAAACAGCGUCUAUAUAAACAAUAUAUAGCCCUGCAGCUAGAAAAUAAUCUUAAAUAAGGAUAUAUAUGUCAUAUGUAUUUUUGACCAAAGGAUUUUUACAGAUGGUUCCUAAUAAAAUUAUCUAGAAAACAAGUGUAUUUUAAAUAGGGUUUUUAAGGUUUAAAAAGGUAUAUAUUUAAUUAUAAGAAAAUCCCUCUCAAGCCCCUUCUUUUCCCCAAAUGCAAUGCAAAUAUCAAACACCAAGGAUCUAAAGGUAAAUAAAUUCUGAAACAAUUAUUAACCAAACGUAACUUGUAUUUUUAAUAAUUUAUUUUCCAAC